AUGAGUGACAUCUACGAGUCGGCGGCGAACUCGCUGGGUUUGUUCAGCAGUCCUUGUCUGACCAAAGUGGAGCUGAGGGUCACCUGCAAAGGGAUCCCAGACCGGGACGCUCUGUCCAAACCUGACCCCUGCUUCGUCCUCAAGAUGCAGUCCCACGGACAGUGGAUGGAGGUUGUGGAGGAUCUCCAGCCUGAGCGCCAUCUGUCAGCCGACUCUGCUGGACGGCCGUGUGAGCGCACGCAGCUCGCUCGGCGCACGUUUCUGCCAGGACUCGGAGGAAUCUCGUGUCCUCAUCGUGUGCCAGACGCACGAACAAUAUGGCAUUCAUUGUUCGUGGACCGGACGGAGGUGAUUCGCAGCUGUGUGAACCCCACCUACUCCAAAGUCUUCACGCUGGACUUUUAUUUUGAAGAGGUGCAGCGUCUGCGCCUGGAACUCUACGACGUCAACAGCAGCCACAACGGCCUGAGGGAGGCCGACUUCCUGGGCUCGCUGGAGUGCACGCUGGGACAGAUCGUCUCUCAGAGGAAACUGUGCAAAGCAUUGCUCAGACCAGGAGGCAGCGUGGGGAAAUCCAUCAUCACGAUAACAGCAGAGGAGUUGACGGGGAACGACGACUACAUUGAGCUCUCAUUCAGCGCCAGGAAACUGGACGAUAAGGACUUCUUCAGUAAAUCCGACCCCUUCCUCGAGAUCUACAGGCUGAACGAUGACGCCACGAUGCAACUCGUCUACAGAACGGAGACGGUGAUGAAUAAUCUGAACCCGGUGUGGAAAACCUUCAAAGUUUCUCUCAACUCGCUCUGCAGCGGAGACCACGAACGCAAGCUGCAGUGCACCGUGUGGGACUGGGACUCAAACGGGAAACACGACUACAUUGGCGAGUUCGAGGCCACGUUCAAAGAGAUGAGAGGAGCCAUCGAUGGACGACAGGUGCAGUGGCCGUGCUUGAAUCCAAAAUACAGAGUCAAGAAGAAGAACUACAAGAACUCUGGGAUCGUCAUUCUGAACCAGUGCAAGAUCAUCAAGAUGCACUCGUUUCUGGAUUAUAUCAUGGGAGGCUGUCAGAUCCAGUUCACAGUAGCCAUCGACUUCACAGCCUCCAACGGAGAUCCUCGGAACAGCUGCUCGCUGCACUACAUCCACCCGUACCAGCCCAACGAGUACCUGAAGGCUCUGGUGGCCGUGGGCGAGAUCUGCCAGGACUACGACAGUGACAAAAUGUUCCCGGCGUUCGGCUUCGGGGCGCAGAUCCCUCCGGACUACAAGGUCUCCCACGACUUUGCAGUGAAUUUUAACGAGGACAACCCAGAGUGUGCAGGUAUCCAGGGCGUGGUGGAGGCCUACCAGGCCUGCCUCCCCAAACUACAGCUGUACGGUCCCACCAACAUCGCCCCCAUCAUCCAGAAGGUGGCCAACACCGCCUCACAGGAGGUCCACACCAAAGAGGCCAUGCAAUACUUCAUCCUGCUGAUCCUGACAGACGGAGUCAUCACCGACAUGGCUGACACAAGGGAGGCCAUCGUGCAGGCCUCCCACCUCCCCAUGUCGGUCAUCAUCGUCGGGGUCGGGAGCGCCGACUUCAGCGACAUGCAAAUGCUGGAUGGCGACGACGGGAUUCUGCGAUCGCUCAAAGGAGAGCCCGUCCUCCGGGACAUCGUCCAGUUCGUCCCCUUCCGCAACUUCAAACACGCGUCUCCAGCUGCUCUGGCUAAGAGCGUGUUAGCAGAGGUGCCCAACCAGGUGGUGGACUACUACAACAGCAAGGGCAUCAAGCCCAAAGUGCCCAGGCAGUUCGGACCCUGAGCACCGCAGACGUUGUUGUUGUCCCCGCCACAGCUGCCCCCAGACUGCACGAGCUCUCCUGGACUGAGAAAAAUGUUUACUGUAUUUGUUGUUGUUGUUGUUGUUGUUGAUGCGAAUGUUAAAAGGUGCAACAUGCAGCAUUUUUCCACGAAGAAGUGGCUCAUUUUUAUCCACACAAGAAGCCUGUCAGCCUCGGUACUGCAUUUUACAUUGGGAUGGGUUUUUACAGGACGUUCUGGAUUGCUUUACGGCACAGGUAGAAGGUUUUUCAUUGCAUGUCAUCAUCACGUGUAGAUGCAGACCCUACGCCUUAGCCUGACGUGCACCAUCCUAGAAACAUAACAUCACAUUGCGAUGCAAACUGCAACUGAGAUUGGUCCGCUUGUUUGUGGCUUGCUAGCGUUGCUUUUUCCAACUCAUUACCGGCUGCUCCUUCUUCGUGGAGUCGUGGAGAUGGCUAACUUUUCCAGCUACAGACAAACUUUG
Messenger RNA from Perca flavescens (yellow perch), 2292 nucleotides. RefSeq names its product copine IVa (gene cpne4a). The record is from RefSeq and is a predicted model, not a curated record. Gene Ontology annotation, molecular function: calcium-dependent phospholipid binding. NCBI's taxonomy places the organism in Eukaryota, Metazoa, Chordata, Actinopteri, Perciformes, Percidae. The coding region runs from base 1 to 1806 and encodes 601 amino acids. Gene Ontology annotation, cellular component: plasma membrane. The transcript has 16 exons. Gene Ontology annotation, biological process: cellular response to calcium ion.